Messenger RNA from Amoebophrya sp. A25, 1405 nucleotides. NCBI's taxonomy places the organism in Eukaryota, Dinophyceae, Syndiniales, Amoebophryaceae. The record is from the annotation of a GenBank genome assembly.
GACAAGAACUGCAUAUUAACCCCUACGAGACGUCCAGAAGAUCCAUUUGACGAAGCUCAGCGUCGCGGAAGGUGUUCCGACCCAUUACCGGUACGAGCUCGUGAUCUGAAGUCACUCGUUGUUAACGUACAGUUCUUGUUUUUCUUAUCGGACAAGAACCUCCACCAUGCUGAUCUUCCGUCUUCAUGACCUCUUCGUUGUUCCAAGAACCACAUUAACAACGAGUGAAGAUUUUUCAGAUCACACACCUAAAUUGCGGCUGAGCUACUACUUUGCUCUUGGUCCAGAACUGUCCCGAACAGCUUUACUGCCGACUGUUGGCACAGCCUCGAGUGGUUAUUUGGACCAGGAACACGAGCAGGCAGAAAAUGAAGAUGCGCCAAGGUGUCUUCUUCGAUGCCGCAUAUUCUUGAUGCUUUUAUGGGCGCUUUAAACCCGAAUUUGUGGCUCCGAGGUCAGCCUUGAAUCGAAGGAAAUGUGAAACAAUUAUUUUACAGUAACUUCUAAUACCCGUGGAAGUUUUUCGUUAUCAUUUGUCUGUCACUUUUACUCCUUUCGGUGGUUUCUAGUAUUGUUUUGCAGAGUAUCCACAACCGGUCAAACGAGAAGUGCGUGAUAAUCUCAGCACCUAACAUGAUGUCGUCCUAUUCUAUUUGAAAUGAGCCAGCCUACUGCUAUACUGUACAACUUGAACUUUUGUUUGUCAACAAAGCAUCACUAGUACGCAUAGGUAAUUGGUAUUCGCAGCAAAAUAUGGUGCCGAUCAUUUGUUAGCACUGCUUUGAGAUCAUAAUCUUUUCAAGCAGUAGAGUAUGUAAUCACAGGUAGGCAAAGCAUUCAUUGCCCUACUUUUUCUACUCGUUUGGCUCGGUCGUCAAAGGAAAUUCAUCGAUCGUAUUUCUGACGAGCACGACGUGAGAACAAGAAACAUUUUUCCCUGUGAUCAACUGCUCUUUGUGCUAUCAUCAUAGAUACAUACUAGAACAUAUCUAUGAAUCGUGGUAAAAAAGGAACGAACAAGCAGAUCAAAUGCAAGAAUAAGGGGUCCAUAGAGUAGAACACUGGGAAGUACUCUACGUAGGGGUAUAAUGCUAGGGGUCCGCAAAGUACAAUGCUGUACGAAGAGCCUCGUGAAGACUCCUAUUCUAGACUGUACUGUUUGGGCGUCCCUCCACUUACACAACUUUAUAGUAAAUGCAGAAGAUAUUCUGCAAAAAGAAUUCUGCGAAAAAUAUCUUCGUCCAGAUUCUCCAAUAUUCUCAGACUGUACAUGGUGCAAGAUUAUUCACGACUGUCACUGUGGAUGAAUGGUCACCACGGUCACAGCCUUUAUUGAUUCUUCAUUUUUUCCGCAGCAUGAGGAGCACGCUUACCUUUCUACACUCUUAGGUAACCUAAAAAUGCC